AGUUUAUUAAAGGCUGUUUCUGCAGUUUUCUGUGAGACACGGAAGCCGGUAACAAGUUUCGAACCCGUGACGUCACAGUCUCCUGCCGGAGUUCUUGUGGUCCGGUCUGAGACCAAAACAGGGAUGUGAGCCUGAAGUCUGGACCGGGACAGGAUCCGUGUCCUUUACAUGUUGAAAACCAGAGACCGUCUGUUACGGACCGAGAACAGCCACUUGACCCACCAGUCAGAGAUGCUGCUAUUCCUGUCCCUGCUGCUCUUCUGUUCGUCACUAGAGGGCAACAAAAUACCAAUCAGCUGCUACAAUGACAACGGAGAAGCUGUUGACUGGUUUUACCUGUACAAGCUUCCCAAAGAACAUGGCAGAAAAAGUAUUGAGGAAGGUGAGAAGUAUUUAUUCCUGGAAAAGGGCAGUGAAGGAUGGGCUGAUGGGAAAGUAUCGGUGAACGACACCACGGGGGCCUUGGGCAGGACUGUCGGACAACUGUACACCCAAACAAAGAACACGGAGGUGGCUUACAUCCUGUACAACGACCAGAGGCCACCCAAGGGUGUCUCUGACAGAUGGUUGGAUGACGGAGACAGCAGCAGGGGUCACACCAAAGGUGUUGUUCUGCUGGAUAAGGAGCAGGGCUUCUGGUUGGUCCACAGCACCCCUCACUUCCCCCCUGUCCAGAAGGAAGGCCAGUAUUAUUACCCCAGCAGUGGGGUGAAUAAUGGGCAGAACUUCAUCUGUGUUACCUACCCGCUGGAACGCUUCCAGACCAUAGGGGAGCAACUGCAGAUCAACCAGCCUAAGGUGUAUGACUGUGAUGUCCCAGAGUCCUUUGCGGCGUUAGUGCCUGCUCUGGCCGCCGUCUGUAAGAAAGCACACUCAUCCAAUCAUCUCUUUCCACACGCCAAAGCUGUGUCCAAUCGCAGUGUGACGCUGACGUCCAAGGAAGGGACCGACUUCAUCAGCUUCGCCAAAGGAGCCUCCUUUGACAACGACCUGUACCACUCCUGGGUGGCCCCCUUCCUCCAGUCUGAUCUCCUGGUCCAGUUCUGGGUCCGGUCCACCGGGGUCCUCCGUUCAGACUGCUCCAAGGGCUGGAGGGUCCUGGACGUCCAGCUCCUCUCCCCGGGGAAGAGGUUCACCUUCAAGGCCAGCCAGGACCAUUCCAAGUGGGCUGUGAGCCCACAGGGGACCGGGCAGGGGGGCAGAGGAGGGGGGGGCUGGGUCUGUGUGGGAGACAUAAACCGGAACGAGGCGGAGGAGAAGCGAGGAGGAGGGACGGUGUGUCUGCAGGACGCCGUUGUGUGGAAGGCGUAUCGGACGGCGGCGUUGGAGUGUGAGGGGUGUGACGGGGAAACGGUGCAGUGUUGAUCCUGGCUGGAGGUCAAUGGGGUGGGGGCUGCACUGGAGACCAUAUGUAUAUGGACAGUUUACUACUAUAUCUGCAGGGUUAGUGUUUCUAUGUGCUGUUCACCAUGUUUUAGGCUCCACUCAUUCACUUCUGUAAAUGUUAAUGAUGUCAAAUCAAUGAUAAUAAUAAUACAGGGUUUCUGCAGGUCAUUAAAAAGAAUUAAAAGUCAUUAAAUUGAUUUUGUGAAAAUUAAGGCCUUAAAUGGCAUUAAAAAGCAAUAAAUUAGAUUUGCUGAUACCUGCAGAAACCCCGUAAUAAUAAUAACAAAUAAUUUUCCAGCAGCAGAUUGUAUUUUUGUGGUGUUAAUGUGUAGUCUCUGGGUUGGGUUCUAAAACAGCACAUGCAACUCAUGUUUUAAACAACUAAAAAUAAAAAAUGUAAUUGUCAAAGUCUUGGUAUUGUUGCAGUUGUUUACAUUUUUUAGUCCUUCAUCACAUUAUUAAAGCAGAAGUGAUAAUCUGUCGGGAAUCAGAACAUAAUUGUUGGUGAAAGUAAACAGGCGAUCAGAACAUACAGAAUAAACUCAGGAAAACAACAAAACUUUCAAAGGUUUUUGAAGCACUUAAAAACAAAACCCAAACAAACCUAAAGGUAAAAGAAUAACAUCUUUUGCUAAAUUAAUGAAAUUAUGAUAGUGAUAAUAGUAGUUAUGGAGUCCUAAUUCAGAUUUUUUUUACCCACUUCUGUGGAAAAUCAACCAGAUGGUUUGAUGUUUACGUUAAAGGAAGCUUAAAUACAUAUGAGCUCGACAGAGAAGCGGAAUUUACAGACUAGACUUUAGAAAUCAGAAUCAGCAAAGGAAAUUCCAGUUGGUGCAUGUGUUCAAGUAUAAAAAGCAGAAGUGCAGAAAUACUCUUUGUACAGGG
Molecule: messenger RNA, 2271 nt
Organism: Sphaeramia orbicularis (orbiculate cardinalfish)
Lineage: Eukaryota; Metazoa; Chordata; Actinopteri; Kurtiformes; Apogonidae
Gene: dnase2
Product: deoxyribonuclease II, lysosomal
Exons: 7
Coding region: 169-1365 (398 amino acids)
Biological process (GO): apoptotic DNA fragmentation
Molecular function (GO): deoxyribonuclease II activity
Source: RefSeq, a predicted model, not a curated record